AUGAACAUCAGCGCUCCCCGGCUCCUCAACAUCCUCCCACCAAAUCUAAGAAAUACUGCCGGAACAAAUGUGAACGUGUUCAACAGACCAUCGGACAAGUUCCUGCAGGAAGUGCCACACCAGCCGGGAGGUAAUGGAUAUGUCCACGCGUCUUGUACUCUUGUUAACCUGGCGACGGUGCGGGCCCCUAGUGUUAACCUGGCGACGGUGCGGGCCCCUAGUGUUAACCUGGCGACGGUGCGGGCCCCUAGUGUUAACUUGGCGACGGUGCGGGCCCCUAGUGUUAACCUGGCGACGGUGCGGGCCCCUAGUGUUAACCUGGCGACGGUGCGGGCCCCUAGUGUUAACUUGGCGACGGUGCGGGCCCCUAGUGUUAACUUGGCGACGGUGAGGGCCCCUAGUGUUAACCUGGCGACGGUGCGGGCCCCUAGAGUUAACCUGGCGACGGUGAGGGCCCCUAGUGUUAACCUGGCGACGGUGCGGGCCCCUAGUGUUAACCUGGCGACGGUGCGGGCCCCUAGUGUUAACCUGGCGACGGUGCGGGCCCCUAGUGUUAACCUGGCGACGGUGCGGGCCCCUAGUGUUAACUUGGCGACGGUGCGGGCCCCUAGUGUUAACUUGGCGACGGUGUGGGGCCCUAGUGUUAACUUGGCGACGCUCUACCUUGGAGGCGACCUCUCUCAGGUCUACGCUGGAGACGACCUCUCACAGGUCUACCCUGGAGACGACCUCUCACAGGUCUACCCUGGAGACGACCUCUCACAGGUCUACCUUGGAGGCGACCUCUCUCAGGUCUACGCUGGAGACGACCUCUCACAGGUCUACCCUGGAGGCGACCUCUCACAGGUCUACCCUGGAGACGACCUCUCACAGGUCUACCCUGGAGACGACCUCUCACAGGUCUACCCUGGAGACGACCUCUCACAGGUCUACCCUGAAGGCGACCUCUCACAGGUCUACCCUGGAGGCGACCUCUCACAGAUCUACCCUGGAGGCGACCUCUCACAGGUCUACGCUGGAGACGACCUCUCACAGGUCUACCCUGGAGACGACCUCUCACAGGUCUACCCUGGAGGCGACCUCUCACAGGUCUACCCUGGAGGCGACCUCUCUCAGGUCUACGCUGGAGACGACCUCUCACAGGUCUACCCUGGAGACGACCUCUCACAGGUCUACCCUGGAGGCGACCUCUCACAGGUCUACCCUGGAGGCGACCUCUCUCAGGUCUACGCUGGAGACGACCUCUCACAGGUCUACCCUGGAGACGACCUCUCACAGGUCUACCCUGGAGACGACCUCUCACAGGUCUACCCUGGAGACGACCUCUCACAGGUCUACCCUGGAGACGACCUCUCACAGGUCUACCCUGAAGGCGACCUCUCACAGGUCUACCCUGAAGGCGACCUCUCACAGGUCUACCCUGGAGGCAACCUCUCUCACAGGUCUACCCUGGAGGCGACCUCUCUCAGGUCUACCCUGGAGGCGACCUCUCACAGGUCUACCCUGGAGGCGACCUCUCACAGAUCUACCCUGGAGGCGACCUCUCACAGGUCUACCCUGGAGACGACCUCUCUCAGGUCUACCCUGAAGGCGACCUCUCACAGGUCUACCCUGGAGGUCUACCCUGGAGGCGACCUCUCACAGAUCUACCCUGGAGGCGACCUCUCACAGAUCUACCCUGGAGGCGACCUCUCACAGGUCUACCCUGGAGGCGACCUCUCACAGGUCUACCCUGGAGGCGACCUCUCACAGGUCUACCCUGGAGGCGACCUCUCACAGGUCUACCCUGGAGGCGACCUCUCACAGGUCUACCCUGGAGGCGACCUCUCACAGGUCUACCCUGGAGGCGACCUCUCACAGGUCUACCCUGGAGGCGACCUCUCACAGGUCUACCCUGGAGGCGACCUCUCACAGGUCUACCCUGGAGGCGACCUCUCACAGGUCUACCCUGGAGGCGACCUCUCACAGGUCUACCCUGGAGGCGACCUCUCACAGCUGAGUGAAAGUUACCAAAGCAGAAACCUGGAGAAGGCUCACACAGCCUUCACAAGCCCUGGAGAAGGCUCACACAGCCUUCACAAGCCCUGGAGAAGGCGCACACAGCCUUCACAAGCCCUGGAGAAAGCGUGUGACAGCAGCUAA
Messenger RNA from Procambarus clarkii (red swamp crayfish), 2142 nucleotides. The record is from RefSeq and is a predicted model, not a curated record. Lineage: Eukaryota; Metazoa; Arthropoda; Malacostraca; Decapoda; Cambaridae.